AUGGAGCUGAGUUCCGUGAUCUUCACCACCGGGAGCUCCGUCGGGUUUUUCCGCCUUGUCAACACUGCGGUCGGGAUGCUGACGGUGCCCGAGUCGGCCUGCAGGAACGCGUGGAGGUGGAGGAACAUCUCCACAUCCUUUGUGCACAGCUUCAUCACCGCGAUGUGGGCAGUGCUGUGUUUUUUUCUUCACCCAAAGAUGGCUGAAGAUUUGAUAGAAACCCACUCUGUGUUCUCUCACUCUUUGGUGUCGUUUUCCAUCGGUUACUUCAUCUACGACUUCCUGGACAUGGUGGGCCACCAGAAGCUGAGUCAGUCCUGGGAGCUUCUCUUUCAUCACAUCGUGGUGAUCACCUGUUUCGGAUUCUCCGUGCUGUCCUGCCGCUACGUGGGCUUCGCCGUGGUGGCCCUGCUGGUGGAGAUCAACUCGGUGUUCCUGCACCUGCGGCAGAUGCUGCGGCUGGCGGGCGACGCGGCGGGCACGCCGUACCGCGUCAACAGCAUCGUGAACCUGGGCACGUACGUGGUGUUCCGCAUCAACACGCUGGCCUGGAUGACCCGCUGGCUGGUGCUCAACCGCGACAACGUGCCGCUGCUGGCCUACACGCUGGGCAGCCUGGGCAUGGCCAUCGUGACCGCCAUGAACAUCGUGCUGUUCUGCCGGCUGCUCAGGAGCGACUUCCUGAAGGGCAGCGGCCGCGAGGCCAAGAAGGAGAAGGAGAAGGAGAUGUGA
Molecule: messenger RNA, 732 nt
Organism: Pseudoliparis swirei
Lineage: Eukaryota; Metazoa; Chordata; Actinopteri; Perciformes; Liparidae
Gene: tlcd2
Product: TLC domain containing 2
Exons: 4
Coding region: 1-732 (243 amino acids)
Biological process (GO): membrane assembly; phospholipid homeostasis; regulation of membrane lipid distribution
Cellular component (GO): plasma membrane
Source: RefSeq, a predicted model, not a curated record